Messenger RNA from Corythoichthys intestinalis (scribbled pipefish), 9398 nucleotides. RefSeq names its product anoctamin 2a (gene ano2a). Bases 149 to 3979 code for a protein of 1276 amino acids. The record is from RefSeq and is a predicted model, not a curated record. NCBI's taxonomy places the organism in Eukaryota, Metazoa, Chordata, Actinopteri, Syngnathiformes, Syngnathidae. Gene Ontology annotation, cellular component: plasma membrane. Gene Ontology annotation, biological process: chloride transmembrane transport. The transcript is spliced from 28 exons. Gene Ontology annotation, molecular function: protein dimerization activity; intracellularly calcium-gated chloride channel activity.
GUCGGGAACGCGUGUGGAUUGUCCACCAUCUCGGGCCCACACCACUGCGCACCUAACGCGUCUUGGAAUCAGUAUCAUCGUCAUCCAUCUCCACGGUGCAGCCAGCGGAUCCUCCACGAGCACUAAGGGAUGAAACGAAAAAGGCUACAUGUCCAUCGUCACAGCAAUGAGUGAGUCGCCGUCCGUCCACUCUGCAAAGCUUAUCUCGUUGGCCCGCUCACUUUCCGGACUUGGGCUCGACGCCACUAACGGGGCCCCCCGCGCUUUUGGCCUGACUGACAACGAUGAGCCUCCUCCACCGGACUCUGGCAUCGACCUCGGCCCAGGGCUCUUUUUCACCGACGGUAAGAGGAAGGUGGAUUAUGUGCUGUGCUACAAAUCCAAAAAAAGGCGGGCAUCCAAGGGGCGCCUCUCCAUCGCGUCCAACGGCAGCAUUCCUAUACCUGGCUUGUGGGAAAGGGAUCCAGAGUCCGCGGAGGCGGGAGGAGGACCUGCUUCGGGAGACGCGGAGGAGUCAAAGCUGUCCGAGGAGGAAAAGGCUCUCAUGAGGGAGGAGUUUGAAACCGAGCUUCUCAAUGCCGGACUGCAGAUAGAGCGUGAUAAAGAGAGGGCAAACGGCAUCAGUUUUAUCCGGCUCCACAUUCCAUGGACAAUCCUUAGUCGAGAGGCAGAACUUCAGAAGAUCAAAGUUGCUGUCAAAAAGAAAUGUGAGCUGCGGAAAAGGGCAGGAAUCGCAGGAAUGUGGGACUCCUUCAUCGCGAAAAUUAACACGCCGUUUCAACCAGACGUCCCUGAUUUCGACAUCCAGCGGGACCCGCAGACACGUGCACAAUUCAAGACGCUCAAACACCAUUUCAUCAGAGACAAGCUCCACUUGUAUGACAUCACGUCGACAGAAACUGUCUUUGACAAUGCGACACGCAGCAGAAUUGUUGCAGAGAUUAUUUCACGCACAGCCUGCAGGCACUCCUGCCAGACCACCGGCAUCAUGUCCUUAUUGGCUCGGGACGUUUACAUCUCAGCCUUCCCUUUACAUGACGGUCCAUUUUCCAGGAGAGGAUGUAAAGAACAGCGUAAUGACAGACAGGUCCUCCAUGAAGAAUGGGCAAACUAUGGAGUCAUGCACAAAUACCAGCCUGUGGACCUGAUCAGGAAGUACUUUGGAGAGCAGAUUGGCUUGUACUUCGCCUGGCUGGGUGUCUACACUCAGCUCCUCAUCCCUCCAUCCGUACUGGGUAUCAUCGUCUUUCUUUAUGGAAUCUUCACUGUGGACACCAACGUGCCAAGUCAGGAGACGUGCAACGACAACCUCAACAUCACCAUGUGUCCACUUUGCGAUGGAGUGUGCGACUACUGGCGGCUGAGUACGGUGUGCUCGUUGGCCAAAGCAUCCUACUUGUUUGACAACGGAGCUACAGUUCUUUUUGCCAUCUUCAUGUCUCUAUGGGCUGCUUGUUUUCUGGAGCAUUGGAAAAGGCGACAGAUGUGUUUGAAACACACCUGGGACCUGACCAGCUUGGAGGACGAGGAGGAGCGAGUCCAGGAAGAGCUGCGACCCGAGUAUGAAGAAGCAUUACAGGAAAAGAAAGCCAAAAUGAAAGAAAAGUGGAAAAGGAAGAUGACUCAAAGUGAGGACGGAGCGGACGGAGAGAGAGACCGGAUGCUUUCCAACCAGCUUGAGCCAGAGUCUCUAGACAUCGAGGAUCACAUGCCAGGUUACCUCAUCAACGUUUCCACACUACUGCUACUGGUUUUUGUGACGUUUUCAGCCGUGUUUGGGGUGGCCGUGUAUCGGAUAUGCAUGCUAAGCGUGUGGUCCAUGAACCCUGAUCACGAGGCCAAAGCCAGUGUGAGAAUGACGGUCACCACCACGGGCAUCAUUCUCAACAUGCUGGUGGUGCUGGUGUUGGAAGAGGUCUACGGAGCCAUUGCAGUGUGGCUAACUGAGCUGGAGCUCCCAAAGACACAGGAGGAGUUUGAGGAGAGGUUGAUCUUUAAGUCCUUCUUUCUCAAAUCCAUGAACGCUUUUGCACCUAUUUUCUAUGUGGCCUUCUUCAAGGGCAGGUUUUCCGGUCGACCUGGGGACUACGUUUACGUCUUUAGCGACUAUCGCAUGGAGGAGUGUGCGCCUCCAGGCUGCCUCAUCGAGCUGUGCAUCCAACUCAGCAUGAUCAUGCUCGGAAAACAGCUUAUUCAAAACAAUGUUUUCGAGGUUCUCAUUCCUAAGUUGAAGAAGAUGUACAGAAACAUACAAGAGCAAAAAGGCAAGGACAGAGGCACCGAGGACGAAAUGGACGAAGCCGAAGAGAAGCGAUCCAAGCAGCAGUUCCACAAGGAUUUUGCCUUGGAGCCCUUUGAGGGCGUGAGCCCGGAAUACAUGGAAAUGAUCAUUCAAUAUGGCUUUGUAUCACUGUUCGUGGCGUCCUUCCCGCUAGCGCCCGCCUUUGCUCUGCUCAACAACGUCAUCGAGAUCCGCCUUGACGCCGCCAAGUUUGUGACUGAGAUCCGGCGGCCGGACGCUGUGAGGUUAAAAGACAUAGGAAUAUGGUACAACAUUCUCUGUGGAAUCAGCAAGUUUUCUGUCAUUACCAAUGCAUUUGUGAUUUCCUUCACAUCGGAGUUUGUGCCACGCAUAGUGUACCAGUACAUUUAUAGCGGCAACGGCACCAUGAACGGCUACACAGAGCACUCGCUGUCCUACUUUAACGUCACCAACUUCCCGCCGGGCACUGCGCCCAACACGACAGUAUCCAUGUGCAGGUAUAAGGACUACAGGGAUCCACCAUGGGCACCGGAUGCUUACACCUUCUCCAAACAGUACUGGUCUGUUCUGGCUGCAAAACUGGUUUUUGUAAUAUUCUUUCAGAACCUCGCCAUGUUCCUCAGCAUGCUGGUGGCCUGGAUGAUCCCAGAUGUGCCACGGUCACUACGGGAGCAGCUGAAGAAGGAGAACAUGAUGCUGAUGGAGUUUCUGCUUAAUCAAGACCAGGAGGCCCACUCCAAAUCGCUCUCCAGCAAACAUCCCGUCUUUCCUUUUCCGGCCAACAUAGACAUUGUGGUGGAGGCACCAUCGGAAGAACAGCAGUUACAGAAGGAAGUGGAAGAAGAGAAUGAGGAGGGGGUGAAUGUAACUCAGGAGGACCCCUGUCGGACCAGUGACAGCGACUCAGAAGCUGGGAGGUCAUUUGAGGAUGUAGUGAGAACUGGAGUCAGAAGUUGUGGAUGUGAAGAAGAAAUUGACAAAAAAGAUGAAGAAAAGUCAAAGGAAAAUUUGGAGGAAAUGAAAGUAAGCGAGGAAGGUGAGCGAGACAAAGAAGACAAGAAGAGUGAACUUCAAGGGGAGGAAAAUGAGAACACAGCAAAUGAGGAAGACAAUUCAGUUGUGGAUUUGGAUGCCCUCAUGAUCCAGCUGGGCAUCAUAGGUGACGACAUCUCAUCAAUCAACGAUACCAAGAUUCCACAGUCAAGCUCUAAAGAACUUCUAUCCAAAAGAGCUUCCUGCCAUUCUCUAAGCAGCCCUCUGGCAGAAAUGACCCCCUCCCAUACGGACGCAAGGCUCUUUUCGCCUAUCGUUCCCCCGCCCCGGGAGCCGGGCGCCAGGGCCAAGGCCCGCUGCUUCACCCUGCCUUCACGCCACCGAGGGAAGGAGACGUCUUACAGUCUCCCCAGACCCAGCCACUCCAGCAGCCUCUCUAGGAUCCGUCUGGAGACUUCUCUUAUAUCGCUGGGGCCCCUCCAACCCGAAACUGAGUCACAGCAGCCGCCCCUCAGCUCUGGUGAACUCUUCUCGCUCAAAGGCCCUCCGCCUCAGCAGCCUCGUUCCAGGGGCAAAGCACGGUGCUCCACCUUGCCCUCCAGACACAGAGCUCCUGGUACCGAGGAGCCCCCCGCCAAGCCGAGUCAAUCUACCAGCUUCACAAAGCUGCGAGACAGAGUACCCCCUUCCCCCAGUGAACUUAAACGCAACACGCCAGUAUGAGUGGAGAAGAGAGACAGCAGAAAGAGACGUGGGGAUUGAGGGGGACACUCUCCAGAUUUUUUUUGUCUGUGCCUAGAGCCUUUGUUCCUUCAUAAUAUCCCUAUCCCAAGACCCUUCUUAUACUUUAUGUAACUAAUUAGCUACUAUUGACUGCGGCCAUCUUGACUGGGAGGAUUGGCAGUAAUCAUUCACUGACGGCCUCUCCUAGUCAAAAUGGACUAUUGUCCAUCACCGUCAAUGUCAGCCAAUGAGUUAAAUGUCACACAUAUUUAUACCACAAAGGACAAUUCAGAAAAAGUGACUGUGAUCUUCUGAAAUGCUCCCAAUCACUCAUCAAAGGAACAUAAAAUAUUUCUAUUGUUUAUAUUUCAUGGUUUUCACCUCACUGAUGCAGCUCAAAUAGCCCACGUUCAGCUUUCCCAAUGCGUCUCGUCACCGAGGAACGUGGGAGCUAUAGAAUCCACAGUUACGCUCGUAGAUCAAAUGUUUAUUUUUAGAGGUUUUGAUAUACAAAACAAGUCCAAAAGAUAAUAAAAUAACAACAUCAUUAUGGUCUGUUUUAUUAAAUUUCCUGCGCCACAAGAAGAUGGUGAUUACCCACUUUUUCAGUUUAAUAAUUCAUUAGUUUAUUACCUUUUAUUUCCGUUAUUUUCAUGCUAUUUACUGCAAUUAUGACUUUAUUACUGCGUUAACAUAGGUUAGUGAAGACAUGCCCAAACAAAUUGGACUUCCACAGUGCCCCUGUAGAUUAUGGUCCAGUGUUGGAAAUGGAUGAAAUGAGUCUUUGUUGUGGUAUUCUGGUAUGUUGCGGUUAUGGUUGAGAGUUUAGAGCAUUCACACUGUGGUCUAUUAGUUUCCUGCAUCAUAUUAUUAUUCAUUGUAAAAAUCUAAUACACUACACCAAUUGAUAAUUUCAAAACUGUCUUGUGUACCGUACAGUAACGUGUAUAAAUGCAGGGAAUAGGUGGAUAAACAGGUUCGUCUUUUACAUUCUGCCAUCUAGUGGAACAUUGUUUAAUUACUCUGACUGUCACUAUUUGUCACUGGUAUAGAUAGAAAAGCACUGAUACAGAAAUGCCUUAACUUCAUAGACGGAGCUUGUCUUUUGGGGUGGGGGCAAAAAAUAUGUUGAUGAUCCCGAAACGCAGUGUCAGCAAUAUAUACUAGUAUAUAUAUUAGGGCUGUCAAACCAUUAAAAAUUUUAAUUGAGUUAAUCACAGCUUAAAAAUUAAUUAAUCGUAAUUAAUCGCAAUUCAAACCAUCUAUAAAAUAUGUCAUAUUUUUCUGUAAAUUAUUGUUGGAAUGGAAAGAUGAGACACAAGACGGAUAUAUACAUUCAACAUACUGUACAUAAGUACUGUAUUUGUUUAUUAUAACAAUAAAUCAACAAGAUGGCAUUAGCAUUAUUAACAUUCUGUUAAAGCGAUCCAUGAAUAGAAAGACUUGUAGUUAUUAUGUUGUGAACGGCAAGCCGUUGAUCCGGAUCCAAAUCACAGACCAAGAAACAGAAAUAGUGAAUGUUUGUAUUUAAUAAGUACAACAAAGGGAGCGCGCCAAAAUUGCGAAUAUAACAAAGUACAACUAAGGGAGCACGCCUAAAAACGCGAGUAUAACAAAGUACAACUAAGAGAGCACGCUAUAAGACGCGAAUAUAACAGAGUACAAAAAUCUAACUACAAGUCCACAACAGCAUAAAAGUAAAAUGAACAAACCAGGACACGACCGCAGAAACAUCGGGAAGCUCGAAAGAUGAUGCACACACAGCGGUAAGCAAGGCAAGUAACACGCAAACAAGCAAUAGUCUGAACCUCGCAGACGGUGACAGGAGUCCUUAAAUAAUGAGUGCUCCUAAUGCACCACAGGUGUGCUGCAACGGCCCCGCCCAUCCAGCUGAAUCAAAUGCUGGAAUGAAAAAAUAACUGAGAAGGCAUACAGAUAUGACAUCUUAAAAGAUAAAUGUUGGUACAAGUUUUAGAAAUUUCAUAUUAAAACUAGGGCUGUCAAACGAUUAAAAUUUUUAAUCGAGUUAAUUACAGCUUAAAAAUUAAUUAAUCGUAAUUAAUCGCAAUUCAAACCAUCUAUAAAAUAUGCCAUAUUUUUCUGUAAAUUAUAUAUAUAUUCUGUAAAAUAAAUUGUUGGAAUGGAAAGAUAAGACACAAGAUGGAUAUAUACAUUCAACAUACGGUACAUAAGGACUGUAGUGGGCAUUUCACUCUACUGUCAUUUAAAUCUGUCUAUGCUGUCCUCACUCUGAAGCGUCUACUUUUUCCAAAGCUAGACAGCAAGUGAACGACGCCUUAAUAAUCAGACUUCUUCCUUUUUCAUCUGAUUUAUUAAUAAAAUGGCCUCAAACCACUGUCCUCUUUAGACCGUAGUGAAACAACAACAAAAAAGUACACAGCAUUGCAUUAGCAACAACGUUAGCUUAGCACGCUAUACAGGUUCACUAAACAUAAACAAAAAGCGUCUCAUACAAAAAAUAUAACAUUUCGCUUACUAACAUAAUAUGUACAUUCUUUACAACAACCAUACUUACGGACAAAUCUUGUCCAAGGAUCAUAUAAGCACAACAUUAUCAGCCCGAGACGUCGUGCAGCCAUAAUGAAGAAAAGAAGAAAAUAAUAAACCAUGUCGCAAAGCGACCACAAGAGUUCGCUGUUGGACAGCGCAAAAAGCCUUGCUGUAAAACUUACCAAAAGGCAGAAUACUUUCUGAGCGGGACAUGUGCGUUAAUUGCGUCAAAUAUUUUAACGUGAUUAAUUUAAAAAAUUAAUUACCGCGCGUUAACGCGAUAAUUUUGACAGCCCUAAUUAAAACCCCUCUUAAUGUUUUCAUUUUAAUAAAAUUUUCAAACAAAAAUUAAACUAGUAGCUCGCUAUUGUUGACGUACCCGAGCGAGACGUCGCAUGGGCUCCCUGCCGUAAAAUAAAAUCAGUCGCACCCUAGCGCCAGCAGAGGAUGACAAAACAACAAAAAAACCAUAAGAAAAACACAAAAACACACUCAUUUUAAUCUGUUUGAGCGGGGCAUGUGCGUUAAAUGCGUCAAAUAUUUUAACGUGAUUAGUUAAAAAAAAAAUUAUUACCGCCCGUUAACGCGAUAAUUUUGACAGCCGUAAUAUAUAUAGGUAGCCCCUGGGUUACCAUAUAUUCGACUUACGCACUUUUGACUUUACGGUGCUGUCUCGUCUGCUAUUUUGUCUCCAGUCUUUUUUUUUCUUGCACAAACAGUACCUAAUUGUACCUCACAGUAUAAAGUGGUACCACGACAUUGGAUUGCUUCGACACACGACCUUUUACACAUCUGAAGUCAAAUUUGACUCACAAUUUGUUUCUACAUCCGACGACAUGCUUGAAAUGCGACGGUUUAUGACAGCGCCGCAGUUUCUUUGCUCUGCCGGAAGACAGACGCACGGCAGAUUUUCUUGUGAGAGAAAACACGGGUCCCAGGGAUAGUGCAGGUGGUGAAAAGGAAAAAAGGUGAUGCUUCCCAAUGAAAUGAAGAUGGAAAUGAUAGAAAAAUAUGAGCGUGGUGUGCGCAUCUGUGAGCAGGCUUGACAAUACGACUGUAGAAUGUCUAUGAUCUCCACAGUCCUCCGACAACCUUCGUUCGCCAGUCUUUAUGAGUUAAGGUGACAAUUAUUAUUGUGGUAACAUCGCCAAAGAAAUCGCCAGCUUCAUCAGGUUUCUAAUCAUUUAUUCCAUCAGCUUGUGACCACAACACGCCUAUUGCAAGCAAGCACCAGUGACUCACACUGGCUUAGCCACUUCGGAGCCCUGAAACUAACAGAUAACUAACAAACGGCACAGAAUUUGUUAAAAACAACUCCACUGACUAAUUAAACCCCCGGUAACUAUAAGAUUAAGUCGUAUGUCAAAAAUUCUGAACUUCCCCGUUAAAUUCAGAGAUGGGAAAUACAUUUUUCGGCCACCUCAAUCUCCGCCUUUGCUUAACAUAUGAGUACCCCAACUUAAAACCUAGUACCGAAGCUAUUACUUGGUUAAUUUAUUUGAUUGAAAUUAUAAAUCAUGAUUUAAGUCAUGAGUUCUGAAUAGGUGAUGACUUGAACAUGGAAUUUUAAGUAACUUAGUUCACUUAAAGUGCGUAUGACAGGAUAAAGAAAAAGUCUUAAAUAGCAUUAUUAUGUGAAUUAGAAUCAUAUUUUGAGACGCUUCGACUAUAUACAACAAUUUGGCAAAGUGCAGAUGACGAGAAAUUAGUGUUUUAUUCAGCCUUCUAGCCACACCUACCAUUAUAAGGCUCUAGCGGACCCAACAGGUGGAUGACGUCAGCGGGAGAAUGGUUUCGUCUGAUUUAGCAGGCAGCCCCUUGAGCGGGAAUUAUUCAGAACGAGGAAAAUGCGACGAAGAGAGCCGCAAAAUGUCAUUGUUUCAGUCUCUCUACUCCAAUAUUUUUAAAGGAUGUUCUUUUUAUUGAAGUAUUUUCCCCAAUUGCUAAAUAAAUGGUAUGGUCAUGACAAAUAACAAUCUUGUGCUAAAUGGAAUAUGAAAUAAUAAAAAUGCAUUUAUUCAGUACGACAUGGCAAAAUUACUCCAUAAUGGUCAAAACUGUCGACUUCACCUUUACUGUCACACCUCCCGAAAGCUAUAUUGUUCCGCCGUACUUAGUCAGGCUUUUGACACCCCCCCCCCGACUUCCGCGAAUUUAAACAAGCCAAGAGGCGUGACAACUAGCCGACAUGCUAACCCGAACCGAGUGACGUCUCAAAGUCUUAUUUUUGCUCUUGAAACAAAAAAAUAAAUCACACAAAACUAGCCCAGAUCAAGUCACACUGCUGCGGGGUUGUCGAUUGUCUUCGCCGAUCGGUAACCUGUCCAGCGGAGAGCAAGUCACAGCUCGUUCCCCUGCUACUAUGGACAGGAGAGCUCGCCGGGGAAGCAGCUGGAGAGUACCUCCGGACAAACCGGCCAACGUCGGAGGAACGCAUAGCUGCCAUAUGGUCAACACGAGUAUAAAGAAAAAUAAUGCUUUACUACACGGCGACGACAUAAACAAAGAGCAGCGUGCAGUUGUUGUGCAGCCAACAUGACAGAAAGAAUGUGUUCUUAGGAGAUCAUUUCUACCUGCCCAUCCAUUAUGAAACAAGUAAGCAAGUAAAUAGUCCUUUAUUUAAAGAAAGUUUGUAGUGUUUACUUUGCAAUCGCUGUAUUCGCGGCCAUUCUUAACACAAAGUUGCAAUUUCUGAUGGGGUUGAAAAUUUGACAGAACACCGGGCACAUGAAGGAGACAAUAAACCGAGUACAGUGCACUCCCGGCGGGGGGAUGUGUGACAAGCCACCGGUGUCGUCGGCCGAGUCGACAAGGAGCAUGUCAGCCGCAAAAUGCAAGCCACCUACGUAUUAAAAUGAUUCCAGUAUUUGACAUAAUACAAAACACGAUGUUUACUCACUUCCUCGUA